UGCCGCUCCGGAACCGCUUCUGUGCGCGCAGAACUUCAGCUUGUUGCGAUUGAAGCAGAGCUUGAGAAGUUGUGCUUCGCCGGCGCAGUAGAGGAGCAUCGGGGUCCCACGCGCCUCCGACUUAUUGAGAGAGAAGAGAAGGAGAGAGUUAGGGUUCUGAGAGUGGGGUUAAUUUGUGGAGGUCCCUCGGCGGAGCGUGGAAUUUCUCUCAACUCAACUCGAUCAGUUCUUGAUCACAUUCAGGGAGGUGAUAUACAUGUGAAUUGCUAUUACAUUGAUCCUGACCUUAAUGCGUUCGCAAUAUCCCCUGCUCAGGUAUGCUCAAACACUGCAGCGGAUUUUGAUUUUAAACUUGCAAGCCUUGCCCAAGGUUUCGAGUCUUUGUCCGACUUCGCCGAACACCUGGCUGCCUCUGUGGACAUGGUGUUUCCAGUCAUACAUGGUAAAUUUGGUGAAGAUGGUGGCAUUCAGGAGUUGCUGGAAAAGUAUAACAUUCCAUUUGUUGGCACGGGAUCAAGUGAGUGUUGCCAAGCAUUCGAUAAGUACAAUGCCUCAUUGGAGCUCAGCAGACAAGGAUUCAUAACAGUACCAAGUUGUUUAAUACAGGGAAGUGAAGCAGAUGAAUCUGAACUGUCAAAGUGGUUUGCAAGAAAUCAACUGGACCCUAAGUCAGGGAAAGUUGUGGUAAAAACAACACGAGCAGGAUCAAGCAUUGGUGUUACGGUUGCAUAUGGCCUGGCUGAUUCCCUUAGCAAGGCUAAUGCAAUUAUUACAGAGGGAAUUGAUUCCAGAGUCCUCGUUGAAAUCUUUCUUGAAGGAGGGAGUGAGUUUACAGCUAUUGUUCUUGAUGUGGGAUCUGGUUCAGAUUGCCAUCCUGUUGUAUUACUACCAAAUGAGGUGGAACUUCAAUUCCAUGGCAGUGUUGAUGUUACGGAGAAGGAUGCAAUUUUCAACUACCGGAGGAAAUGCCUUCCAACACAGCAGGUUGCCUAUCACACUCCACCUCGUUUUGCUAUUGAUGUCAUUGAAAGUAUUCGAGAAGGAGCAUCUCGGUUAUUCCAAAAGCUUGGCCUCCGUGACUUUGCUCGAAUUGAUGGAUGGUUUCUGCCUCAAUCUAUUCAUGUAACAUCAUCGUCAGAUAGCAAAUUUGGAAGGACUGAGAUGGGUACAAUAUUAUUUACUGACAUUAACCUGAUUAGUGGGAUGGAGCAGACCAGCUUUUUGUUUCAGCAAGCCUCGAAGGUUGGUUUUUCUCAUUCAAAUAUUCUCCGGAGCAUAAUUCGUCAUGCUUGUGUGCGGUAUCCGAAUCUUGCAUCAUUUGGCAGUGUAUCAGAUUAUGCGCCUAGAAGAUCAAAAACCUCAAUGCUUAAUGAAGCAGUUCAUAAUUGCAACGGCACUCGAAAAGUUUUUGUUAUUUUUGGAGGAGAUUCAUCAGAGAGGCAAGUAUCUCUUGUCAGCGGAACAAAUGUUUGGCUCAACUUGCAAGCUUUUGAUGAUCUCGAAGUAAUUCCAUUUUUGCUUGCCCCCACAACUGGAGAUUCAUCUAACGAAUUUGAUGUGAGUUCCAGAACAGUUUGGUCUUUACUUUAUUCUCUUGUGCUAAGACAUACCACAGAGGAAGUUCUUGAUGCAUGCAUAGAGGCAAUUGAACCUGACCGAGUUGCACUUACAUCUCACUUAAGGAACAGAGUUGUUCAAAAUCUCAUGGAAGGCUUGAAGAAACAUUCCUGGUUUACGGGUUUUGAUAUUACUGAUGAACCACCUGUUAAAUUAACUGUUGAACAGUGGAUCAAGCUAGCCAAGGAAGCUCAGGCUACAGUUUUUCUUGCAGUACAAUUUAACAUAAUUACUAAUGUCUGA
Molecule: messenger RNA, 1860 nt
Organism: Prunus avium (sweet cherry)
Lineage: Eukaryota; Viridiplantae; Streptophyta; Magnoliopsida; Rosales; Rosaceae
Source: RefSeq, a predicted model, not a curated record